AUGACAAGGUCUUCGCAGCUGUCUUCGGAUGUGAAGGAGUGGUUGGCGUUAGCUCUCGAGGUCCCGCGGCCGGAUCAGUAUUUUCGCCAGCAGCCACGCCGAGCAGAGCGGCGGCGAAAGCAGAUUGCUGCAGCCAGGUACAGCUACGAGACCUGGCUUACGGUUACUUUGUCGCAACUGCAUGUGCCACACCAGGCCCAGGCAAUUGUGGGCUGCCACCGUGUCCCAAUUACUUUCCGGGCUCAGAGACACCUCAUCGAUGUGCUGGACCUACAGGACCUGACAGUGCCAGCGAAUCGGGUGACGGGUGCGGCAGAGCUGCGCCGGCGCCACCUGCUUCAGCUUGGCUGGGCCAUGCACUCCAUCCACCUAAGAGAUCUUCACGAAGCCGUGCAGAAAGGCAAGUUGAGGCUCACGGUUUCCAAGCUCAUCGCCUCCUUAGAUCCGGGAGCGGCCCGUGCGGCCUCCUUCUCCGAAUCCACUUUUACCAGCCGAGCACCCAAAGUACAGGUGCUGAACCGCGGCCGCUGGCAAAGCCGCACCACCGACCAGGUUCUCAGCGACUUCUCAGACAGCGAAAUCGAGGAUGAGGAUGACCGGGGCUCUGCCCGCUUGCGGAAUCCUCGCUCCGUUCUGCGAGAACGAGCCGUAAGGGCAGCGCAGCAGAUUGGUUGA
Messenger RNA from Symbiodinium necroappetens, 675 nucleotides. Lineage: Eukaryota; Dinophyceae; Suessiales; Symbiodiniaceae. The record is from the annotation of a GenBank genome assembly.